AUACCUAAUGCACCUACGCGCUUUCGUAGUUCGUCGUCCCUAUUGUUUUCUAUGUAUAGACAGCUGUCGACGAUCGUUCAUUUUCAGCUGAUUUUUGUGUACGCUUUGUAUAAGCGUUGGAGAUUCAUAAUAAUACCAAAAUAAACCAUUAGAAAAGUGUUUUGGAUUACCUUACAUAGAAAAUCCCUAAAAGAAGUGUGUUGUUGGCACAAGCGAGAAAGCCUUUGUAAAAGAACAAAGAGUGAUGGUGAAUUGAGUGCGAGUGAAGAGCAGCGGGCGUGACGUCACGCGCGGACGAGGCCGAUGCGGCGGGGAUCGUGACCGGAGGCGCGCGGCGAGCACGCGCAGCCAGCCUGGCCUCCAGUGACUCGGGAGACGAGGGCCAACGGCCGCCGCGCAAGCGCUCGCGGAGGCAGUCGCCACCACCGAACAUGCACCAACCAUGCACGAACGGGGCGCACCUCAACGGGGAUUCUGUGCGCAAUGGGGACCUGGCUCCCGCACUGCAGAUGCCCACUACUGACCAAGAAAUUGUCCGACUCAUUGGACAGCACUUGGUCUCUGUUGGACUUGAACGUAGCGCGACCCUCCUGAUGGAGGAGUCGGGGCUGCAUCUGGAACACCCGGCGGCAGCAACGUUUCGGCAGCACGUGCUGGCUGGUGACUGGGUCAAGGCCGACCAUGAUCUGCGCGCGCUGCACGACCUGUUACGUGACUCACCGCAUCGCGACACACACAAUCUCUCCGAGAUGAAGUUCGUGGUGCUAGAGCAAAAGUAUCUAGAGCAUCUCGAGGCAGGGCGCGUGCUGGAUGCGUUGCACGUGCUGCGGAACGAAUUGACACCCCUGCAGCAUGACACGCCGCGCGUGCACAGAUUGUCCGCGCUCAUGAUGUGUGCCGACGCAGGCGAGCUACGGGCGAGAGCGCAGUGGGCCGGUGGUUCCGCCUCGCGUGCCGCGGUGUUGGCCCGCGUGCAGGCCGUCCUUCCGCCCGCGCUCAUGAUGCCGCCCGCCCGCCUUCGUGCGCUACUCGCUCAGGCUGCCGCCCUACAAGCGCAGCGCUGCCGUUUCCACGCCGCCCCGCGACCCUCGCCAGACCAAACCGAUCACAUCCCCUUCUCUCUACUCGCCGACCAUCAAUGCUCGGCUGACCAGUUCCCGAUACACUCUUUACAGGUACUAAACGAGCACUGUGACGAAGUAUGGUACUGUAAGUGGUCUCCGGAUGGAUCCAAAUUGGCAUCAGGUUCUAAGGACCACACGGUCAUGAUAUGGGACUUUGAUCCUGUAGCCAGGAGACUUUCCUUCAGGAAAUCACUGGAGGGUCACUUGUACGGAGUGUCAUAUCUAUCGUGGAGUCCCGAUGGCCGCUACCUCAUCGCCGUUGGGCCGGAAGACUGCCCCGAUUUGUGGAUAUGGAACAUGGAGACGGAACAGCUUCACCUGAAGAUGACUCACUCCCAAGAGGAUUCCCUAACGGCGGUGGCGUGGCACGCGACUUCUGACAAAUUUGUAUGCGGCGGUGCACGGGGCCAGUUCUACCAUUGCACACUCGAUGGCACUUUAAUAAACAACUGGGAUGGUGUACGUGUGAACGCGCUGGCAUGUCGUGCUGAUGGCGCUGUACUCGCAGCUGAUACUCAUCACCGCGUCAGGGCCUACUAUUUCGCAGACCUCACUGAUAGGAACCUGAUCCAAGAGGAACACGCGGUUAUGGCGAUGACCUUAAAUGCGGCGGAUACUCUGCUUUUGCUCAACGUCGCCAACCAGGGCGUACAUCUUUGGGACGUCCGUGCGCGUGCGCUGGUACGUCGAUUCCGUGGUCUGUCCCAGGGCCACUUCACCAUCCACGCCUGCUUUGGCGGAGCGCACCAGGACUUCGUCGCCUCUGGCAGUGAAGACAAUAAGGUGUACAUCUGGCAGAUAGAACACGAAGAACCGGUUGCGGUUCUUGCAGGGCACACACGCUGCGUCAACGCCGUGGCUUGGAACCCUGUUCACCACGACGUGCUGGUGUCAGCCUCUGACGACUACUCACUGCGCCUAUGGGGACCACGCCCUCACUAAUGACACGUAUUCUGCUAUUCCCCUCGAUACCUUUAUCAUUAUUAUGACAAUUUACAUAACCAUAA
Molecule: messenger RNA, 2131 nt
Organism: Pieris rapae (cabbage white)
Lineage: Eukaryota; Metazoa; Arthropoda; Insecta; Lepidoptera; Pieridae
Product: WD repeat-containing protein 26
Exons: 10
Coding region: 432-2066 (544 amino acids)
Biological process (GO): proteasome-mediated ubiquitin-dependent protein catabolic process
Cellular component (GO): GID complex
Molecular function (GO): protein binding
Source: RefSeq, a predicted model, not a curated record